Messenger RNA from Ipomoea nil (Japanese morning glory), 658 nucleotides. RefSeq names its product myrcene synthase, chloroplastic-like. NCBI's taxonomy places the organism in Eukaryota, Viridiplantae, Streptophyta, Magnoliopsida, Solanales, Convolvulaceae. The record is from RefSeq and is a predicted model, not a curated record. Bases 92 to 547 code for a protein of 151 amino acids. Gene Ontology annotation, molecular function: magnesium ion binding; terpene synthase activity. The transcript has 2 exons.
AUUGGCCCUUUGCAAAGCACACUUACAAGAAGCAAAAUGGGCCCACAGUGGAGUGAUCCCACCCUACGAAGACUACAUUGAAAAUGCAUGGAUGUCAAUAGGAAAUAAUCUAGUAUUACUGCAUGCUUUUAUCCAUGUCAACAACCCACUGAAGGAGAGUGACAUACAAUACCUCACAAAGUACCCUGAAAUAGUUCGCUUGUCAUCUAUCCUCCUCCGUCUUCCAAAUGAUAAAGGAACUUCAAAUUAUGAGAUGAAAAGGGGUGAUGUACCAAAAGCAAUACAAUGUUACGCAAAUGAGGCUAAAGUAUCUUUCGAAGAGGCUCGUGAUUACGUUGAUGGUCAUAUCAAUGAAACAUGGAAUAAAACCAAUAAAUUUCUAUUUGAAGAUGACACUUUGCCUAAAACAUUCGUUCCAGUUACCCAGAAUGUUGGCAGAGUAUCUCUGUGCAUGUAUCAAUAUGGAGAUGGGCAUAGCUUCAGGAACUUAGAGACUAAUAAUCGUAUCCAUGCUGCUUUGUUUGAUCCAAUUCCUCUAAUAAUAUAGCCAUGAUGAAAAUGUAUGUUUGUGAACAAUAAAAAUGUAUGCUUGUGGAAUGGAUUAUUGGUGUUGUUGAGGAAUUAAAUCAUUCUAUUUAAUGGCGUAUGGUUGGUACUG